AUGUCGUCGAAAAUUGAAAAGACGAUACAGCGACAAAGAGAAAAAAUCGCCGAAGGCCAAUACUACGAAGCCCACCAGCAGCUCCGCGUCAUAGCGUCGCGAUACACCAAAGCGCAAGACUGGGAAAAUGCAACCUCGAUCCUCUACUCUGGCGCGCAAUCACUCCUACAAGCAGGUCAAGGCGGCUCAGGCGGCGACCUCUGUACAUUCCUAUUGGAUGUGUUCAACAAGGGCGAGGUGAAGCCGGAUGCGAGUAGUAAGGGAAAGUUGCUGAGCUUAUUGAGGGCCUUCCCCAAGGAUGAGCCAACUAAGAAGAAGUUUGUGGGCGAGAUGGUAGCUUGGAGUAGUAAGUUUGGAGAGUAUCCGGCGGGUGAUCCUGAGAUUCAUCAUGUUGCGGGGAGCUUGUUCGCUGAAGACCUCGAGCCCUACGAUGCCGAACGACAUCUCCUCCUCGGCACCCAAGACUCCGCCUCGACUCUCUCCUCCAUCGAAUAUUCCUGGUACGAAGCCGACGACUCGCACACCGCCCCCCUAUACUGCGCCCGCGGCGUCCUACCCUACCUCCUAACCGGAAAUCUGCGCGCUGCAAACAAGUUCUUCCUACUCUUCACCUCCCAGCUAGCCAAAAAGCCCAAUCUCAGCACCCAGAACGUCUCCACCAAGUCCUCAGACCUACGCGUAUAUACUUCCCUACCACUACUCAACUUUCUAGGCCUGUUGUUACAAAGUGUAGAGAGAGGCGACCCGAGUUUAUAUCGCCAGUUGAAGAGCCAUUACGCGACGGAUCUGAGAGAGGUCAACUGGAGCGAGGCGUUAGAUCAGAUUGGCGAGAUGUACUUUGGGAUAAAGAUACCGCGGCAGGGCAACCCGAUGUUCGACAUGCUGGGCAGCAUGUUUGGAGGAGGAAUGGGAGGUGGCGGUGGCGGCAGUGCAAAGAAAACAAUCGGAGGGAGGGCCUCGGCGCCUGCUGCGUCAGGACUUGAUUGA
Molecule: messenger RNA, 987 nt
Organism: Cucurbitaria berberidis CBS 394.84
Lineage: Eukaryota; Fungi; Ascomycota; Dothideomycetes; Pleosporales; Cucurbitariaceae
Product: DUF410-domain-containing protein
Exons: 3
Coding region: 1-987 (328 amino acids)
Biological process (GO): protein insertion into ER membrane
Cellular component (GO): TRC complex; cytosol
Molecular function (GO): protein binding
Source: RefSeq, a predicted model, not a curated record